UCUGUGCUUUUUCUGUUUUGCCCCCAUCAGCAUCUUUGCUUCCAUAUUCGCUGAAUUUAAAUAACUUCUCACUUUGUCAGAACGAAUGCUGUACUCCAGUAAUGCAAUGUUGGCUGAAUUAGACGUCCUUGGACCUCCUCCUUGGCCCGCUAUGUGAGGUUAUGUAAGUUGCGUGUAGUGCAGCAAUGCUGAGGUAGCAGCAGCCCACAGGUCAGGAUGUCUGAAGAGGAGCAGCAGCUGAAUUGGAGGAAGAGGGAGAGAGAGAUCUGCUACAUCACUGAUGAAGAAAAAGAAGAAGAGAAUGAUGGAGAUGAUGGAGAUGAUGAAGAUGAGGGGAUGCCCGACCAGUCCCACAGUGCCCCCUUCAGCUCCGAGAAUGAGGCUCAGGGAGGCGACCCCGCUGCGUGGCAGUGCACUCCUCCCCCAUCUACCUCACCAUCGGGGGAGACGCCGGCCCACCCUCCACCCUCCCAGCGUGCGUCCAGACCCCGCUCCAGGCCGGCCAGCCAAAGCCCCUCCCCUCCCUCCACCCUGACAGGAACCAAGAAGAGUAGCUCCAAACCGACGCACAUGAGACGCAACAUCAGGAAGUUACUGAGGGAGCAUCAGUUGGAGGCAGUGACCAAAGCCGCCCAGCAGGAGGAGCUGGAAAGAAGGCGACGUCUGGAGCAGGGGAGAAAGCAGGAUUUCCCCAUACCACUGCUGCCUGAAUACAAAACUGAUGACAUAACAAAGCACGUGUCGUCAUCGGCGGCAUCGACAGUAUCGCGGCAAGAAGUGAAGUCAUCCAGACAGGAAGUGAUCUGCCUGGACUCCAGCAGCACUGGCAUCAGCGAGGAGGACAGCAAGACUGACGUACCCACCUCCACUACUAUAGAGCACACACACAAAUCAGACGUUGUUGAUCUGAGCUCGAGUGAGGACGACGCCAUUGCUCUCGUCGGCAGCGAGUCCAUCAACGAGGAGGAAGAGAGCGAGCCGAGCGGCGCUCACGUCAACGACGCCCUCAACCGUUGGGACGCCCAGGGAAGGGUACUGGUCAACGUCAACCAUCCAGAUACAGAGAAGGACAUUUUCCUGUCGCCUCAGCUGGCACGGGUUGUCAAACCUCACCAGAUCGGUGGAAUCCGCUUCCUGUACGACAACCUUGUGGAGUCCCAGGAGCGUUUCAGCGGCAGCAGCGGAUUCGGCUGUAUCCUGGCUCACAGCAUGGGCCUGGGCAAAACGCUGCAGGUCAUCUCCUUCAUCGACGUCCUGUUCAAACACACCCAGGCGCACACCGUGCUCGCCAUCGUACCUGUGAACACAUUGCAGAACUGGCUGGCUGAGUUCAACACGUGGGUGCCGCCCGCUGAGUCGUUACCCCCGGAUGACGAGUCCGGACUGAUGAGGCCUCGUAACUUUAAGGUUCACAUACUCAACGACGAACACAAGAACACAGCAACCAGGGCAAAGGUGGUGGAGGACUGGGCUCAGGAAGGAGGGGUGCUGCUGAUGGGCUAUGAGAUGUACCGCCUCCUGUCGCUGAAGAAGAGCUUCGUGGCAGGGAGGAAGAAGAAGAGCAAGAAAACUACGGGACCCGUCGUCAUUGACCUAGACGAAGAGGACCGGCAGCAGGAACUGCUCAAAGGUAUUGAGCAAGCGUUGGCUCGGCCCGGUCCAGAUGUUGUGAUCUGCGACGAGGGCCAUCGCAUCAAGAACUGCCACGCCAGCACAUCUCAGGCUCUGAAGAAUAUUCAAACCCGACGCCGUGUGGUCCUGACCGGCUACCCGCUCCAGAACAACCUGAUUGAGUACUGGUGCAUGGUUGACUUUGUCCGACCUGACUUCCUAGGUACGCGGCAAGAGUUCAGUAACAUGUUUGAGCGUCCCAUUCUCAAUGGGCAGUGUGUGGACAGCACUCCUGUGGAUGUCCGGCUGAUGAGGUACAGGAGCCACGUCCUGCACAGCCUGCUGGAGGGCUUCGUACAGAGACGAGGCCACGACGUCCUGAAGGACCAGCUGCCCUCUAAGGAGGAGCAUGUGAUCCUGGUGCGUCUGUCCCCACUUCAGAGGGCUCUUUACACAGAGUUCAUGAACCGCUUCAAAGAGGCGGGAAACACUGGCUGGCUCAGCCUUAACCCGCUGAAGGCUUUCUGUGUCUGCUGCAAGAUUUGGAACCAUCCAGACGUGCUGUAUGAGGCCUUACAGAAGGAAAACCUGGCAAAUGACCAGGACUUAGACCUUGAUGACAUCACUUCCACAGGACCCGCCCGAUGUCCGACCGCACCCAAUCAAAAGUCCAAGCCCCUGGAAAAUCCAAACCCCAUUGGUGGUCUGAGUCUCAACCAACUGCAGGAGAAAGCCAAUCAAGUCAUCACUUACGAAUGGGCGAAGGACAUCAUGUAUGAUUACAAGCCCGGCCUCCUGGAGAACUCGGCUAAGAUGGUUCUGCUGUUCCAUCUGAUAGAGGAGAGCGUCAGGAAGGGAGACAAGCUCCUCGUCUUCAGUCAGAGUUUGUCCACGCUGACGGUGAUUGAGGAUUUCCUAGCAAAGAGAGCUGUGCCUCCCUCACCCAACACAUCCAGCAGAGACAGACCCAAUCAGAACUGGGUCCGCAACCUUAACUACUACAGACUGGAUGGAAGCACAACAGCCUCGGAGAGAGAGAGACUGAUAAACCAGUUCAAUGAUCCCACCAAUACCUCGGCAUGGGUCUUCUUGCUGUCAACCAGGGCUGGUUGUCUGGGUGUGAACCUGAUCGGUGCAAACAGAGUGGUGGUGUUUGACGCCUCCUGGAACCCAUGCCACGAUGCUCAGGCUGUGUGCCGCGUCUACCGCUACGGCCAAAAGAAGCGAUGUCAUAUCUACCGACUGGUGUGCGACUUCACACUGGAGAAGAAGAUCUAUGACCGACAGAUCUCCAAACAGGGCAUGUCAGAUCGGGUGGUGGAUGAUCUGAACCCUGUGCUGACCUUCACCAGGAGGGAGGUGGAUUCUCUUCUUCAUUUUGUGGAGGAGGAGCCAGACCCCUCCCAGGUCCAACUGCAGCAUCAGGACAGCCUGGAGAGCAUCCUCAGGAAGGCGCUGUACCUCUAUCCUCGCCUGAUUACUAAGCAACCUUUCCCACAUGAAUCCCUGCUGAUGGACCGAAGGGAGCUGAAGCUGAGCAAAGUUGAGAAGAAAGCAGCGAGGAAGGGUUAUGAAGAGGAGAAAAGGGCGUCUGUCCCGUACACCCGCCCUUCCUAUGCUCACUACUAUCCCGCCAGUGACCAGAGCCUCACCAACAUCCCAGCCUUCAGCCAGAGAAACUGGCGACCACCUCCUCGUACUGAGGAGAAGCUUGUGGCUAGCGUCCGGCCAGUCCAGUCUACUCCUGUUCCCAUGACGCCCCGCCAGGCAUCUGCAGGCUCUGCCUCAGGCAAUGAUUCAUCAGAAUCCAGCAUUGGAGGCUUUCCUGUCAACUGCUUGCAGAAAGCCGGGGUGUUUGUACAGAAGAUCGUCACUACUACCGACAUCGUGAUCCCAGGUACCAACAGCUCAACAGAUGUCCAGGCCAGGAUCACCGCUGGAGAGAGUAUUCAUGUGAUAAGGGGCACCAAAGGGACUUACAUCAGGACAUCUGAUGGACGGAUUUAUGCCAUCAGAGCAGCUAACAAGAUUAAGACAACAGAGGAAAGUACUACAGAACCACCCAAAGACUCCCAGUCCCCAGCAGAGGAGGUUUCUACCAAUGGCAGUAACGGUUGCCUGUCACCUGACAGGAAACAGCAGGAACUCUCCAAGACUCUGCCCCGCCCUCUUUCACCUGACAGCCCAGAGAUCAUCAGUGAGUUGCAGCGCUACACAGGUGGCACAGGAGCCGGCGCCAAAGCAGGUUCCGGAGAUCAACCAGUGAGGGAGGCAGAGAGCAAAGUGAACAACCUGCCAUCAGCUAAACUGCUUCAGACCAAUGGCAGCAGUGGGAAUAAAAGCCACCAUGAUGCCUCUGUGACUAAUGUCAUCCAGCCCAACAUGGAUGGCACUAUGGCCCAAGACCUGAGAACAGGGUCCAAGCGCAAAGCCUCCACCCCAUCCCUGGAUGAGCGUCCCAGCAAGCAACCCUCUGCUGGCAAGCACUCUUCUCUGGCCUCACAAGGCUUCCCCUUCACUGGGGGCUAUGGCCUCCCUCCUCUGGGCCUCAGCCCCACCAUGUUGGCUGGGUCACUGGGGCACCCACUGUUCAUGGGUGCAGGCCCGCCUUACUUCCAUACUCAACUGGGGGACCCCGGCUUCAUGUACCCUGAUCUGUUUGGCUUGGGUGGAGCCAGUGCAAUCCCUCCGUCAUCCUCCUCCUCCACAUCGACAUCAUCCACCGCUACUGCCAUCUCAUCUUCCUCAUCACUGUCAUCCUCUGCAUCAAAUAAAGCUGCCAGUUCAGUUCCAGGUGCCCUGCCACCAUUCAUGCUGAGCCCCAGCAUGGCGGGUAUGGCCGGUAUGGCUGGGAUGAUUCCUCCAGGCUUCCCGCUCUCUUACAGUCAGUCUCUGGCCAGCCUCUACACAGGGUCUAUGCUCCCUGGGGGGCUGCCAGGUCCAGCUGCCACUCCUGGUCCAGCUGGAGCCAGCUUCCUCUCACAGUACCAUCCAACUGCUGCCUCCAGCUCCUCCUCAUCUUCCCCUUCCUCCUUCUCCUCCUCAGCAUGGUCUGAAGGCCACCGUGCCCCAGUGCUGGUGAAUGGUGGGAAUAUUAGCAGAGCCAGCAGCUCUGAUGACGACGACAAUGAUGAUGUGAUUGAGGUGAGGGGUUAGUGACAGAUGAAAGAUGUUUGAGCAAACUUGAUUCAAUUUCAUAAUCAACAAGAUAGGAUGACAUCCUAUUCGCCAGGAUGCAGGCUUUAAAGGGCUUGUGGCCGAGGCCGUGAGGGAAACAUACAAAAAUUGAAAGACAGUUAAAGUGACGACAUCUGAGCCCCUGCUUUACUCAAAGUGUUUCCUCUGUUUGUCUCCACUGCCUUGGAGAUACAGUCUGAAUAGAGGUUGAACUCAGACUGGACACAGAGCGACAAAUCUUUAUGCUGAAAAUCUGUAGAUGAAACCUGUGGAAGAACAUCCAGAGGGAAGAGGAAAAUAAAAAUCAAGAGGACUUUGAGCUUCCAGGUUUUUGUCCAAUACUGGCAUUGAAAUACUAAUCACUGGACUUAGUACUGCUGAGUGUGGGCCUGUAGUGACCACAAAUGGCCACAAGUUGUACUGUUGGCUUUAGAGAUUCUAGUUCUGCAGCUUUGUUAAUUGUCAACUCUUUUGCUUUUUCCAGCUAAUUUAAAAAAAAUGAUGGGUGGAGUUGCUUAUAAAAAAAAGGUUUGAUAAGUAAGUUAGCUGGUAGUAACAUUUGUUAAAUAUCAGUAACUUAAAAGGUAUUGUUUGUCGCUUGUCAAAUAUUGCUACUGAAUAUUUGUUAAAAUGGUAAAAGAAAAGGAAAAUAGAUCAAAACAGAACCUUUAGACAGAAUUUUGAUUGAACUUAAUAAUUCACUGCCAGGACAGGAGUAUUGUAUGUUUUUAGAAAAAAGAAAAAAAGACACAGGAUCAUCUUGAAUUAUUGAAAAAGCUGUUUAAGUUAAGGAUUAGGUUAAAGACAAUUACUGAAACCUUAAAACGCUAAUGAAAGAAUGUAUGCUUAAACAAAUGCCUUUAAACCAGGCCUUUUUGAAACGACGACUCCUAUUUAGGCAUCAGACGUGGGAAGAUCUGAUUUUUUUUCUUUUUUGUGCAUUUUAUAUUUAUGUAAUCUCUUUUACUUAAAAAGAAAGUCAUUGCCUAAAAACAGCCAGGUGUAAAAUGAGAAAAAAAACUGUGUUCUAGCGAGGUGUCCUCCAUGUAGCGGAGAAACAACAAACAGAAAAUGCCUUUUUUGCCUCCAUCUUUCUGAAUGUGAACUGUGAGAGAGGAGAGUUAAGGAGAGACAGACGGUCACCGCGGCUCUCUGAAUCUCACCCACAGUCUUACUGUAGCCUAGCGAAAAACGAUGCAAAACACUCACUCAAGCCUAUAUGUAUUCGUACAACCCCAGAGGAAUUAAGCUUGCAAAACCCCGAGUUUUGGUUACGCUUGUGUCGUUACUGUGUUUGUAUCUGUGUGUCGUGUUCUUGGGGGUUACAAAAGGAAAAAAAGAAAAGAAGAAAAAAACUAAGUUACUCGGUUUGGUAACUCAUUCUUACGACAACCCAGAUUCCAUUUCUGCUCUGCUGUUUUUUCUGUCUCAUCUCAUUUUAUGUGAAUAGAAGUCAUUGUGAAACCAAACCGAUUGUGGAGAGAUGGUGUAGCUUCGCCAAAAAACCGAGAAAUGCACAAGCACAUCAACAACCUCCAUCAAAGAGGAUUGUGUCUUUAGAGACCAAAUAAUGUUGUCAACAAUGUAGAGCAGAAUUGAAAAUCCACCACAGCGACACACUAUGUUCUCUCUACAGCCCUCCUCACAGCCACAGUCAAGAAGAAGUACAUAUCCAUCUCUCUGUACGACCUUUCAGAUAACACUGUACACUGUACUGCACUGUAAAAGAGACACAAAUCUGUAUACGUCUGUAGACUGGUUUAAAAGCUAUGGAAAGCUGCAUCACAUGACCAAGUUCCUUUAGAUCAACAAUAAACCCCUCUGAUCACACAGACUUAUCUACUGCCUCACCCAAACUUAUAAUAGGGGAUGGUCAGCACUGAUGCGGAAAAUCUUCUCCUCCAAAAUGGCUUCGGCAAGAGCUUUAAAAACCCAUCAGCUCUAUUGUCGAAAAACCCAAGCAAAGACUAAACAUCUUCCUCUUCCAUGUAUUUGUUCUUCAUACUGAAAUUAUUAGUUUACUCAUGUUUCAUUUUUGUUCUUCUCUUUUUACGAUGUUUGAAUUUACCAAAUUUAUUUAUUUAUGACGGUGCAUAUUUAUUCAUUUGUAUUUUUAUUUUUGUACAAUGUUUUUUUUUUUUUUGGGGGGGGGGGGGUUUCUCUUUUUUUUUGGCUUCCUUUUAUUGCUUUUCUUGUUUGUAAUAUUAAUAUGGUCACAUUACUAUUGUUGUUACUACGGUUGGAAAAAAUGCUUCAAUUUCUUGUGUUUUUAUUUUUAAGAAGUGAUUAUCUGCCGAUCUGACCCAGCAUGUGUGCACUGUGUAGAACUUGCAUGUGGACCAACUAAUCAGUGCAUUACUAUGCACAUUAAUAAUCAGGAUAGCAUAUUUAAGAAGGCUUCAGUGAAUAUCAUAUCCUGUCUAUGAUUACUCUGAUUAUGAGAAUCCCAUAGAAAGAUACCUGGGAUAUGUCGAUAUUAGUUGUGAUACUGAGCUCAGAUUCCUUCAUCAGAGUAUCCUGCCUGAUUGUUCAAAAUUGGGAUACAAUAAGUACUUUAUCAGAAUAACAUGAGCCAUUUGUGUGCAUUUAAAUGAAGCUUAAAUUACAAGUAAUGGGUCAGAAACUGAGGCAGCCCAACCACUCGUCAGCUGAAAAGAAAGAAAACAAUGAUAUCAAGUGCUUUGCUAUCCCUUUUUUUUUGUGUUGCCCUUUUUCAUAUCAUCAGAAAUGUCCAUCUGUGUGUCAUCCUUAUGAUGGCAAACAAUCGAGUUUGCUAAGUGUUCAACUGUUCGGUUUUCAGCGUUUGCUGCGUCGACUGACUGCUCUUUUAUUUCACAGCUUUCUACUUGAAUUUACAUAUUUAUUUAUACAAAUCAAUUCGGUCGGACAAGCCGAGCCAACCGUCUGAAUUCCAUUUUAGUUGAGGAGAAGAUUGAACGCUGCUGUCUUUGAGGAUUGGCUCUGGUUAAAGCCUGUUGUGUAGUUUAUCGAUGGACAAUGUGUAUGACCUUGCAUUACUUUUUUUGAAGUUUGUAAAUAAAAAGAAACAUGUUCCAAAUGGUACUUUUCACAAUUUCUUUACAUUAGUAGCAAAUGUAGUAGAACCCCCCCCCCCCCCCCCCCCCCAAACACACGCACAC
This is a messenger RNA of Scomber scombrus (Atlantic mackerel), 7928 nucleotides long. RefSeq names its product helicase ARIP4-like. Bases 217 to 4767 code for a protein of 1516 amino acids. The transcript has 23 exons. Gene Ontology annotation, cellular component: nucleus. Gene Ontology annotation, molecular function: ATP binding; ATP hydrolysis activity; ATP-dependent chromatin remodeler activity. The record is from RefSeq and is a predicted model, not a curated record. NCBI's taxonomy places the organism in Eukaryota, Metazoa, Chordata, Actinopteri, Scombriformes, Scombridae.